Xylaria bambusicola is the source of this 1371-nucleotide messenger RNA. RefSeq lists its product as uncharacterized. The transcript is spliced from 4 exons. The record is from RefSeq and is a predicted model, not a curated record. NCBI's taxonomy places the organism in Eukaryota, Fungi, Ascomycota, Sordariomycetes, Xylariales, Xylariaceae. The coding region runs from base 1 to 1371 and encodes 456 amino acids.
AUGCCUAGAUAUAUGAGAGAGUGCUUCCUCAUUCUCAAUGCUAUAGCAGCGGCUAAUAAAAGAGCUAUACAAGGCCGCCGUAGUCGCCUUGAGCAGCUCCCCACCGAACUCAAACUGAUAAUCAUCGGCUUCCUUCCCGAUGGUGCAUCAAUCAUAAAUCUGUCGUUAAGCGGCCCCGAUUUCUGUGCCGUGGUCUGCGCCCACGAAAAGAAGAUCAUCGAGGAUGCCAUGACCAUUAUUCCUCCUAGCCUCGUGUAUCUGGCUGUUGCCAACUAUAUGAUCUCUACCGCACCCUGGCACAUCAACGAAAGGAAACAAAGAGGCUACGGCAGAGGUCUGAAACUGUCCGAAGCCUACGGCACCUCUGUCCUUGAUUUCGUUGAACUAUACCGGCUGCCUCAAGAGUUGACUCUAGAGAAGACGCACCCGGAAAAUAUGUCACUGAUCCAAGCGGAUAUCUACUUGAAGACAUACAUGGCAGUUUCUUACUAUGCGAAACUGUUAUCGAAACAAGCCAUGCUAGGAAUUCCCGAAGGGAUUGAAUUUAACCGCGAAGUUACAAGCACAGUUCUGGCUCGUUAUGAAAAGGCCCUCUACAUCAUGCAGCUCGUGUCUAGUUUGUUUUCUUGGCAGGGAUCGGACCCGGAACAGUAUGAGAUGGUGGUCGCGUGGGGUGUUUUCUGGUUCUCGCUAUUUCCCUGGGAAAUCGAGCAGGUCUUUUGCGUACAGAGGCUCCUUGAGAGACACAUUGGCAACUUGGCUAGUAAGCACCGCGUAGCACAACACGGAUACGAACACUCGAACCCUCAGGAAAAGGUCUUCCUCUCGAAAUUCGUGGUGCACAUGGGCCCCCUUGCGCUCUGGCAAGCGGAAAUGCGGACCCAAACCUCGAUGUCAUCCCGCGUUGAAUUCUUUAUGAAGUCCUUCAGACUCAACGAAUUCUUGACUGAAGGGGUCGCUUUGCCGGGGUUCGGGGCUACAGUGACUUUGCCAAGGGCGAUCCAACAGCUAGAAUCACCUCGGAGAGAUAAGAUCGACCAAGGCCCCAUGGAACUCUGGUAUUAUACGACGGUGGUGGCUUUGAGUCGAGCAACGCGGCAUCGGGGCCCGGAGUUUUUCAACUCACAACGUGCUCUGAUCUAUUCUGCGUAUAUGCUCUGGGACCGCAUGCAACCCGAUUCGUAUGCGAUGCCCCCUCUAGAAGAAAUGCAAGAAUCGCUAGCACGCUUCAUGCAUCAGUUUGAUCUUUCGUUAUACGAAGACCUGCAGUAUCAGAUGCUCGAUGGCUUUCCGAUUGUCGAUAUCAUAGCAUGGACUAUUCUUGCUGCUAUAGCCGAGAUCCAGAGAUUCUUACGGAGGAAGCGGAACUAG